Menidia menidia (Atlantic silverside) is the source of this 5159-nucleotide messenger RNA. The record is from the annotation of a GenBank genome assembly. Lineage: Eukaryota; Metazoa; Chordata; Actinopteri; Atheriniformes; Atherinopsidae.
AGUCAUUGUGGGUUGAACAGGUUCUUCCUUCUACCGCCGUAAGCACGUUAGUGCUGAAUGAGCCUCAGUGUUUGGCUUGGUUUGACAAGUAACCGGAGGCGAUUAUGGGGUUUAGUUAGAUGGCACAUCGUUAAAUAGUUGGAGUUAAUCUUGCAUAUAUUUAAGACAAAAUUGAAUUACGAAUCCUUGACAAAUGUAGGGACGUGGGGAGUAACCAUUUUUCACUUGGAGAUCCAGCAGCAAGUCACGUCUCUACAAGAAAACCAGACAUAGUAAAGAUGAAUCGCUUGUCUUUUGACGAUCCCUCGUUGGAUAACUUGGAUCCAACGUUGUCGCUUAAUGAUCCUAGCGACAUAGACACGGCUCUUUUGAGCGAUAUUGAUGACAUGCUUCAGCUCAUCAACAACCAGGACAUGGAGUUUGGAGGACUCUUUGAUGCCCACCCCUAUUCAGGGGGAGUUCCAGCACAAGAGAUUCCUGAUUUGUCCCAGACCAUCGCUUUAGCAUCCCCUCCAACCACCACAACCACACCAGUAUCCUCAUCCACUUCUUCCAUCCUAAGCAGCAACCCCCACCUGGAUGCUCUCCUGGGCCCUCCCAUUACCAGAAGCUCCUCCACCCCAGACAAGACCUUCCAGUCUCCCACCUUCCAGCAGUCUCCUCUGUCCCAAGUUCCCAACGGGACUGAGAGGCAGCAGCCAGCCUCCCCGCAACAAACACAAAGCCUCCAGCAGCCCCAGCCGGUCCUCAGCCCGCCUGCCUCCGCUCAGGCAGCUUCUCCCCAUGGCUCUCCAGGACCAAAUCCAACAUUCAGCUCUACAACACAGGUGCUCUUCACCUCUCAUGCUCCGCAGACUCCGCCACAGCCCCCCCAGGCCCAGACCCAACCCCAACCCCAACCCCAGACACAGGUCCAGCCCCAGGUCCAGACACAGACCCAACCCCAGAUACAGGUCCAGACACAGGUCCAGACCCAACCCCAACCCCAGGCCCAGGUCCAGCCCCAGCCCCAGGCCCAGGUCCAGCUCCAGCCCCAGCCCCAGCCCCAGCCCCAGCCCCAGCCCCAGGCCCAAAGCAACUUCACCAGCCAAAGUAGCUUCACAGCCACCAGUCCCAGCAGCGUGAGCACAUCUGGCGCACCUUCGCCUCCGAGCAUCCAGCCAGUGGCCAUUCACACUCAGCUCCACGGGCUGACCACCACCUCUGCUAUCCUGGCUACAUCGUCCAGCCCUCCAGUCCAGAGCAUCGCACCUCACGUCCAGCAAGUACCUGUGCUGUUGCAGCCUCAGUUCAUCAAGGCUGAGUCCUUGCUGCUUACUACUUUGAAACCGGACCCCUGCAUGGUCACAACGGUAGCCUCUCCCACCUCCCUGGUCACCACCAGCAGCUCGGUCCAGAGCACCUCACUACAGGCGUUUAUGGGAGGCAGUACGAUCCUGACCACGGUGCCUGUGAUGGUGGAUGCUGAGAAGCUGCCCAUCAACCGCAUCGCCAUCUCUGGCAAGCCCAUGGGCCAGCCACACAAGGGGGAGAAGCGCACGGCUCACAACGCCAUCGAGAAACGCUAUCGCUCGUCCAUAAACGAUAAAAUAGUGGAGCUUAAAGACUUGGUGGCCGGGACCGAUGCCAAGUUAAACAAGUCUGCAGUGUUGAGGAAAGCGAUCGACUACAUCCGUUACCUGCAGCAGUCUAACCAGAAACUCAAACAGGAGAACAUGGCUCUUAAAAUGGCUUCCCAGAAAAAUAAGUCUCUCAAGGAUCUGGUUGCCAUGGAGGUGGAUGGACCGGCAGACGUGAAAAAUGAGCUGCCCACCCCCCCAGCCUCGGAUGUGGGCUCCCCGACCUCUUUCUCCCACUGUGACUCAGAGCCUGAUAGUCCGAUGGGAGAGGACACAAAGCCAAUCAUAGGCACGCUGGACGGCUCAGCAGCAGGUGGCAGUGCCAGCGGCAUGUUGGACCGCUCCCGCAUGGCAUUGUGUGCCUUCACCCUCCUCUUCCUCUCCCUCAACCCCCUGGCGUCUCUGCUCUGCUCGUCUGGAAGCAGCUCAGCAGGAAGCCCUGCGGACGUUUCUGCCCAUCACGCAGGCAGGAACGUCCUUGGUGUGGACGUUGCAGCUGACUCCUGGGGCUGGAUGGAUUGGAUGCUCCCUACUAUUCUGGUGUGGCUGGUGAAUGGUGUUCUUGUGUCGGGUGUUCUGAUUCGACUGCUGGUGUACGGAGAACCUGUAACCAGACCCCACUCUGGAUCCUCUGUCUUGUUCUGGAGGCACCGCAAACAGGCUGACCUGGACCUCGCAAGAGGAGAUUUUGCACAGGCCAGUCACAACCUGCGAACCUGUCUGAAAGCUCUGGGUCGUCCCCUGCCCACCUCCCAGCUGGACCUGGGCUGCUCCGCCCUCUGGGCCCUGCUGAGGCUGUGCCUCCAGCGCCUCUGGGUGGGCCGCUGGCUAGCCGCGAGGGCCGGAGGCCUUCGACCUGACCGCCCCCUGCAGGAGGAUGUGUGCAAAAGCAGCCGGGACGCCGCCCUGGUUUACCACCGCCUGCACCAGCUCCACAUGACAGGGAAGCUGAACGGGAGCCACCUGUCGGCGGCACACAUGGCUCUGAGUGCAGUGAAUCUAGCCGAGUGUGCCGGCUCGUGUCUGCCUGUCGCCACCUUGGCUGAAGUCUACGUUUCUGCUGCUCUACGAGUCAAAGCCAGCGUGCCAAGGGUCCUGCAUUUCACGUCUCGUUGCUUCCUGAGCAGUGCCCGGCAGGCAUGCCUGUCAUCCAGCGGCAGUGUGCCUCAGGCCAUGCAAUGGCUCUGCCAUCCGCUCGGACACCGCUUCUUCGUGGACGGGGACUGGGCCAUUCGCAGCACACCCAAAGAGAGCAUCUACAGCCAGGCCGGCAACACCGUGGAUCCUCUGGCCCAGGUGACCCAGGCCUUCAGAGAACACCUCCUUGAAAAGGCUCUUUACUGCGUUGCCCAGCCUCACGGAGAAAAGAGCCUCAGCCAAGGCGAGGGGGAGUAUGCUGAUGCCUUGGAGUACCUCCAGCUGUUGGUCAGUGCUUCAGACGCGGCUGGUGCCACCUCCCAGUCCUUUGCAAUUGGCUCCAGCAUGGCUAUUGUAACUGGCUGUGACCCCCACUCCAAGUGGUGGUCCUCAGUUGCUGUGGUCAUCAUUAAUUGGCUCCAAGGAGAUGACGCUGCAGCGGAGAGACUUUAUCCGACUGUGGAGCACCUGCCCCGCAGCCUGCAGAACGCAGAGAGCCUUCUGCCCAAAGCUUGUCUGAACACAUUUAGGGCUGUUAGGGCUCUGCUGUCCAAGCCUGAAAACUGCCAGAUGAGUCUGAGCUACAUUGACAAGGCCAGCGCCCUCCUCCGAGACAGCCUCAACCUGGGCCCGCACAGCCACAGCUCCAGUUUAGACAAGGUCGUGGAGUUGCUGCUGUGCGAUCUCCUAUUGGUUAUGAGGACCAACGUGUGGCGCGUACAGCAGCAAGGGAGUGCUGGGACCGGGCUGGUGGGCCCCAGCAGCCCCGUGGGCCCCCACCAGGCCUCCCCACCGGAGCUUCAGGGCUUUCAGCAGGAUCUCAGCUCCCUGCGCAAGCUGGCACAAAGCUUCCGACCCGCAAUGCGAAGACUUCUGGAUCGCUCGCUGCGGCGCCGGGCGACACCCGGAGCCAAGACAGAGGAGUGUGAGACGCGUCCUGGGCAGAGGGAGCAGGCAGAAGCUGUGAUGCUGGCAUGCCGUUACCUCCCGCCCUCCUUCCUGUCGGCUCCGGGCCAGAGGGUGGGCAUGCUGGCCGACGCCGCCCGCACCCUGGAGAAGCUGGGGGACAAGAGGACCCUCCACGACUGCCAGCAGAUGAUCAUAAAGCUGGGCAGCGGCACCACCGUCACCAACAGCUAGACCCGAGGAAAAAGGGGGGGAGGGGCCGAGAGACUUGCAUGGACGCUGUAUAUAGAAACACGUCUGCCACACAAAGCGCCCACAAACCCAGAGAGAAAACAAUGAAUUCUUCCACCUGCACAGAAUCAUACGGUCUCUUAAUUUAACUGUAAAGAUUCGAUAAAACUGGAUGUCGCUCAUGGUUCGUCCCACCUACCACCCGCAUCAAAAGGCACUUGGAUUUUAUUAGGAAAUAGGAAGAAUUUAGCUCUUGCUGAGCCGAAACCCCCCCAACCCGCCUCUCCCCACCACAGGAAAGAGCCCCCCCCCCCCCCCCCCCCCAGCAUGCUAAGGUGGAUGGUGCGAGGGUUAAGCACGAAAGAGUUGUUCGCUCAGCAUUUACGAAGCGUAGCUCCACCCCCACGCAGUCUGUUUGGUUUGUGUGGGAGUGGUGGGCCAUGCUGAAUGAGGAAAAAAAACAAAAAACAACAAACUAUUUGGUCCAACUGUGGGGGCGAACAGUGGGAGGCCACUCCACGUCCUGCUCAGACACUUUUGAAGUUUCUUUGAAUCGUGCUUCCUUGGUGGUGUGUCUGUAAGAUGCCCCCCCCCCCCCCCCCCCCCCCCCCCUCCGCCCCAGGCCUGCGAUCACAUGGCUUUUUUUUUUUUUUUGUUUUUUUUUCAAAGAUCUCAUAUAUUUGUUUUUCUAUGUACAUAUUUUAGAAUGUAUUUAUAAUCUAUAAGAUCUUUGAUUAAGGAGUAUUCGCAGAAUCAGUGAAAGAAGCUUGUUUUCUGACUUUAAUUCUGUCGAGCGCGGUAGCCGACCCGGCGGCGUCUAAACUGUAUCAGGUCAUAAAGAUAAUGUUGUGUGACUCAUUUGGCCUUUUGAGCUGAUGGACACGUAUGCUGCAAAUCACAACGGAAACGAUGACAUGGGCCUUUUGCUCUUCACUAGACCUGUGCAAAAUGAUUUAUUCUUCUACAGUUUUUGUCCCCAACAUAAAAUGCAAGAGGCACUCGGUCAUUACAUUUUUUAUCUUUUUUUUUCCAGGAAUUGUACAAAAAAAAUGCACGGCACUCAAGACUAUUUCUAUUUUCUUUUUCUUUUCUUUUUUUACUAGUAUGUCACUAAUGUAAAAUCUGACAAACAUGGGAUGGCGAUGAUUGUAAAUCAGCCAUGUCUGAUGAUAUCAGUCAUGUUUCCUGUAACUGACAUCCAUUUAUCUCUACUUUGUUGGUUUCCAUCCUUUCAUGUAAAUAUUAAAUCCUUUUGUAAAGAAGGAA